Molecule: messenger RNA, 2982 nt
Organism: Balaenoptera musculus (blue whale)
Lineage: Eukaryota; Metazoa; Chordata; Mammalia; Artiodactyla; Balaenopteridae
Gene: NLRP13
Product: NLR family pyrin domain containing 13
Exons: 9
Coding region: 1-2982 (993 amino acids)
Biological process (GO): regulation of inflammatory response
Cellular component (GO): cytoplasm
Molecular function (GO): protein binding
Source: RefSeq, a predicted model, not a curated record
AUGACUUCUUCUCCUAGCGUCUUUGUAGAUGAUGGCUCCAGUGAUAAGCUGCUGUCUCACCUGAUGGGCUUGGAUCGGUAUCAGCUGGAGGAUUUCAAACUUUGCGUCCAGUCCCCACAGCUGCUGCCUGAGAACGUCCAGAAGAUCUCCUGGGCAAACUUGAAAGCCAUCAGUCCCACUAACCUGCUCUGUCUGUUGAAAGAACACUUAUCAGUAAGGCAGAUAUGGGACGUGACCCUCCGCAUCUUUGAGCACAUGAAGCUGACUUCGCUAUGCGAGCAAAUGAGAGCAGAGAUGAAUGAGAUGGCACAGGUAUGGGGACCCCAAGAUCCAAACCAAGAAGAACCAGAGAUGCUGGAAGAAGAAACAGCUCACAGAAGAAGAUACAGAGAGAAGAUGAGGAUGAAAAUACUGGUUCUGUGGGACAACAUUCCUUGGCCUGAUGACCAUAUAUAUCUCCACAGCACGGUGGAGCAGGAACACAGAUUGCUGAGGAGUCUACUGUGUCCUAACAGGACUGGAGCCCAGCCACUGCCGAUCGUACUGGAGGGCCUGGCGGGCGUUGGGAAGACCACCCUGGCAAUGAAGGUCAUGCUACACUGGGCAGAGGGCAUACUCUUUCAGCACCAGUUCUCCUAUGUUUUCUACAUCAGCUGCCAUAAGGUGGGAGAGAUUGUGAACACCACCUUUGCUGGCCUGCUUUCCCGGGACUGGCCUGACUCUCAGGUCCCCAUUGAAGAGUUCAGGAGUCAUCCUGAGAGGCUCCUGUUUGUCAUUGAUGGCUUUGAAGAAACGACUGUGUCUUCCAACUUGUACGAAAGCCCGCCCUGUACAGACUGGUACCAGCAGCUCCCACUGGCCAGAAUCUUACUCCACUUGUUGAGGAAGGAGUUGGUUCCCACAGCUACCUUACUGAUAACGACCAGAGACUAUGGUAAUCUAGAUCUUAAAAAUUUGUUAGUGAAUCCAUGCUUUGUUGUCGUCUCAGGGUUCACAGAGGGAGACCGGGAGGAGUAUUUCAUCAAGUUCUUUGGUGACCUAGACAAAGCUAAUAAAAUCUUGAAUCGGAUAAGAAAAAUGGAAACUCUAUUUGAUUCCUGCUCUGCCCCCCUGGUGUGCUGGACUGUGUGUUCCAGCCUGAAGUGGCAGACGGCAAGUAAUCCUUCUUUCCGGCUGGCCACACAGACCACCACCAGCAUCUAUGCCUAUUUUUUCUGCAGCUUGUUUGCCACGGCAGAGGUGAGCUUGUCAGAUCAGAGCUUGCCAGAACAGUGGAGAGCCUUGUGCUGUCUGGCUGCAGAGGGGAUGUGGUUCUCAAACUUCACAUUUGCAAAAGAGGUCAUGGAACAAGGGCAUCUGGAAGCCUCUUUUAUUGAUUCUCUCUUGAGGUUGAAUAUUCUGCGAAAGGUCAGUGACUGUGAAGAGUGCAUUUCUUUCACUCACCAAGGUUUCCAGGCAUUUUUGGGGGCCAUGUUUUAUGUGCUCUGGGGAACAAGAGGAUCCCUUGGUGGUCCCCCAAAGCAUCAAGAGAUGAGGGUGCUCCUGAAUGACGCCUUUGCCAACACAAACUUCUAUUGGCAUCAGAUGGCUCUUUUUUUCUUCGGUCUUUUAAAUACAGACCUAGCAAGAGAGCUAGAAGAUACGUUACGCUGUGAAAUGUCUCCCAGGGUAAUGGACGAAUUAUUAGAUUGGGCAGAAGGGUUGGAGAAGUAUGAUGCUGUCUCAGUCCACUUCGAAUUCCUACAGUUUUUCCAGUGCUUGUGUGAGACUCAGGACGAAAAUUUUAUAAGGCAGAUUUUGAAUCACCUCCUUGAAGCUGAUCUCGACAUUCAUGGGUAUCAGCACCUCCAGGUUUCUUCCUUUUGCCUAAAGCACUGUCAAAACUUACGUAAGCUGAGGCUCUCUGUCAGCGGUCCCAUGCUUGAGAUGAAAUUGACUUCCACCUCGGAAACUCUGGAGACAGGGGUUGGCGAUUUCAGGAAACAUCAGUGGGAGGAUAUUUGCUCUGUGUUUUGCAAUGGGAACAUGAGAGAGCUGGACCUGAGUAACAGCAAGCUUAAUACUUCAUCUAUGAAGGAACUCUGUUAUAAGCUGAGAAAUCCAAGGUGCAAACUCCAAAAACUGACGUGCAAAUCAAUGUCUCCUGUGAAGAUUCUGAAGGAGCUUGUCAUCGUGCUUCAUGGUAACCACAAGCUGACCCACCUGGAUCUGAGCUCUAACAACCUAGGAAUUACUGUGUCCAAGAUGAUUUUUAGAACUUUGAGGCACUCAGCCUGCAACCUCAAGUAUCUGUGCCUGGAGAAAUGCAACCUGUUGGCGGCCCACUGUGAGGACCUGGCCUUGCUUCUCAUCAGCACCCAGGGAAUGACUCGACUGUGCCUGGGAAUUAAUCAGCUCCAGGAUGAUGGUGUGAAGCUGCUGUGUGCUUCCCUGACUCACCCUGAGUGUGUCUUAGAGAGACUGGUGCUCUGGUCCUGCCAGCUUGGUGCACCCAGUUGUAGAUAUUUGUCAGACGCUCUCCUCCAGAAUAAGAGCUUGACACACCUGAAUCUGCGGAAGAAUAACCUGGGAGAUGAGGGAGUGAAGUUUCUGUGUGAGGCCCUGAGUCGUCCAGAUUGUAACCUGCAGAACCUGAACUUGUCAGAUUGUUCUUUCACAGUGGAGGGCUGUCGGGAGCUUACUGAUGCCCUCAAGUACAAUCAUAAUGUGAAAAUUCUGGAUGUUGGGAAAAAUGAUGUUCAGGAUGAUGGGGUGAGAGAGCUGUGCAGGAUUCUGAAAUGUCCAAGUUGUGCACUGGAGACGCUUGGGUUGGAGAAAUGCAAUUUGACACCUGAUUGCUGCUGGCCUCUGUCCUCAAUUCUCAGAAGCAGUAAAAGCCUGGUUAAUCUGAACCUUCUAGGGAAUGACCUGGGGCCAGAGGGAGUCAACACGCUGUGGACGUCCUUGAAAAAAUCGACGUGCAAACUACGGAAACUUGGGUAA